AUGAACAACAAGCAGGAUAUGUCGCCUGAUUUCGUGUUGAUGCGUCUGGUCUCCGCGGCCGAGGACGACCGGCUGGACGCGGAGAACGGGAACCUGCAGCCGGGAGGAGGAGGGAUGGGGAUGGGGAUGGGGAAGGAGGUUCUGGCUCACAGUGGCGUCAAAGCAGGGCUGGAUCAGAUCAUGACGGCGGGCCUCGACCAUCCCGGCGGCCGCCUGAACAAAGCCCAGCAGAGCUCAGAGGGCUCGGCCGCACCGGACACCGGGGCCACGGAGAGCAGAACCCCGGUGAACACACCUGCUCCUCCGCAGAGCCCCAUGGAGGCCCAGAGCCUCCGGCCUCAGCUGCUGGUGUUCUCCAACAUGAUGCGUAAUGGGGAGCUGGACCGUCGGAACCAGCCUGGGGAUGCACUGGGUUUGGAUCAGAGCCCGGGGUCUGUUGCUGCCAAUAACAACAGUCCCGGAGACGUGCAUCCUCCGGUGGAAACAGAGGACAUGCAUGCUGCUGCGGAGCUCUGCAGCCGGCACAGACUCCUCACCACCCCGCCCGAGUGGCCCUUGUGUGCAGAUGGUGCCAAAUGGGGAUGCACCUCCAGGGACCGGGAGGGAGCCGUGUUCGAGCUGGCGCGUCGGUUUGGGGAGCUCGGGGUCGGUGCGGUGCCCAAGAUGCUGCUGAAGGCUGGAGAGCUCCCGAAGUGUUCGUGUCAGGGAGCUCACAGGCCGGCAGGAGGGGGAGGAGAGCCCGGGGAUGACCCCACGGAGACCAGCGACGCUUUGCUGGUCCUGGAGGGACUCGGGAGUGGGGAUGUGGCCGGAAUGGGGAUGGAUGAGUGUCCAGAGGGGGAGACGGAUGAUGAGCAUGGACGCAGAGAGUUUUUACUGAAUAGGAAACGAGAGAUAGUGCAGAAGAUGUCUGGAGCUUUCUCCAUCAGCAGCUUCCAGGCGGAGCUGAGGAGGCAGGUGGAGGUGGAGGUGGAGGUGGAGGUGGAGGGGAGCACACCUGCACACCUUGGCACACAGGUGUGCAGCCUCCACGGGGGUCUGUCCAGCUCCACUGGGGUUUCACAGGUUGUCGCACAGGUUUCGACCACGUCCCAGUCACACACACCGGUCCAGAACUCACCCUGGGCCACCAGCCCGAACCCGAGCCAGGUGUCGACCCCCAGAAGGAGGCCGGAGAGGUGUGCCAGUGCUCCUCGGACCCCAGCAGGGUGGUCCGCAGGUGGGGAUAAGACACUGAAAGUUCCUGGGAAGUCCAAAAAGGGCUCCUUAAAGAUCCGGCUGAGUAAACUGUUCCGGACUAAAAGCUGCAGUGGCUCCAACCAUCUGCUGGACAAGAGGCCCUCCGUGACCUACUCGGUGUCUUCAGCAGGGAGUCUGGUGGACAUGGCGAGCACCCCGGGUACCGAGCAGGACGCAGACAGCCAGCCCAGACUGACCAGGGCCCACAGUGCCUUCUCCCCCGCCUCCCUCGUUGCCUCCCUCUCUGCUUUCACUGGUGAGACAGUUUCUCUGGUGGAUGUGGAUAUUUCGCGGCGAGGGGCGAACACACCACACCCUCCCACGCCUCCCCCUCCUCCACGCCGAAGUCUCAGUUUGUUAGAUGACAUAGCCGGGCCUCAGCCUGGUCCUUUCCUAGUGAGUGUUAUGGGCGCCUCCCUGCAGUCCCUCCCCCUGCCUCUCCCUCCUCCUCCUCCUCCCUCCCACGCUACCAUGCAGCACAGUCUCAGCCUCAAUGACGCCUUCCUUCGGGCCCUCCCUCAUUCGACCCCGUCGCCGGCUGAUGCUCCUCCUCCUUCCAGACAUGCCCCACCCCCCAUGUUGUGCGCCCUGCGGCGGUCUGAAGCCAGCAACUUCACUGCCAGUCUGAGAGAGCUGGAGAAGUGUGGCUGGUACUGGGGUCCGAUGAACUGGGAGGACGCAGAGAUGAAGCUGAAGGGGAAACCGGACGGAUCCUUCCUGGUCCGAGACAGUUCAGACCCCCGAUACAUCCUGAGCCUCAGCUUCAGGUCGCAGGGAGUCACACACCACACACGCAUGGAACACUACCGAGGGACGUUCAGCUUGUGGUGCCACCCGAAGUUUGAGGACCGCUGCCACUCGGUGGUGGAGUUCAUCGAGCGAGCCAUCAUGCACUCCAAGAACGGCAAAUUCCUCUACUUCCUGCGCUCCAGAGUCCCAGGGCUUCCUCCCACCCCGGUUCAGCUGCUGUAUCCUGUAUCUCGCUUCAGCAACGUGAAGUCACUACAACAUCUCUGUCGCUUCUGCAUCCGACAAAUGGUCCGCAUCGACCACAUCCAGGAGCUUCCACUGCCCAGACCGUUAAUAUCCUACCUGAGUAAGUUUUAUUACUACGACCCCGAGGAGGAGACGUACCUGUCAAUCAAGAGCAUCCGGAGGGUGGUGGGAGCAGCGCAACAGGCCGAGUCGCAGACGUAG
Molecule: messenger RNA, 2436 nt
Organism: Anoplopoma fimbria (sablefish)
Lineage: Eukaryota; Metazoa; Chordata; Actinopteri; Perciformes; Anoplopomatidae
Gene: socs7
Product: suppressor of cytokine signaling 7
Exons: 9
Coding region: 1-2436 (811 amino acids)
Biological process (GO): intracellular signal transduction; phosphatidylinositol phosphate biosynthetic process
Cellular component (GO): phosphatidylinositol 3-kinase complex
Molecular function (GO): 1-phosphatidylinositol-3-kinase regulator activity
Source: RefSeq, a predicted model, not a curated record